Molecule: messenger RNA, 2034 nt
Organism: Nerophis lumbriciformis (worm pipefish)
Lineage: Eukaryota; Metazoa; Chordata; Actinopteri; Syngnathiformes; Syngnathidae
Source: RefSeq, a predicted model, not a curated record
AUGCGGUUGAUGCUGUUCUGCUGCACCUGGAAGGACGAACGCAUGGGAGAGGAGGAAGCUGGAGGAAGUUUGCCCGUGUGUGCGGGAUGCAAACAGAGGAUAUACGAUGAACAGUAUCUCCAAGCUCUCAAUACUGACUGGCACACCGUCUGCUUCAGAUGCUGUGAGUGCAGCUGCUCGCUGUCCCACUGGUAUUAUGAAAAAGAUGGCCGGCUCUUCUGCAAAAAUGACUACUGGGCCAAGUUUGGGGAGCUGUGCCAUGGCUGCAAUGACCUUAUCACCACUGGCCUCAUUAUGGUCGCAGGGGAGCAGAAGUAUCACCCUGAAUGCUUCACCUGUCUUAACUGCAGGACUUUUAUCGGUGAUGGAGACACAUACGCUCUAGUGGAGAGAUCCAAACUCUACUGUGGUCACUGUUAUUACGACACCAUCGUCACCCCCGUGUCACUGCCAGACUCGCCAUGUUCGCGGAUCCCUCACACGGUCACGCUAGUGUCGAUACCCGCCUCCGCUGAGGGUACCAACGGGCGUCGGGGGAGGGGCUUCUCUGUGGCAAUCGACCAGCCGCUAAGCCCCAAUGAAGACCACAGUCCUGAACUCGGACGCACGGUCAGGGUGUCUCAGGUGGAUUCUGACUGCAUCAGUCCAGAUGUGAAGAAUUCUAUCCAUGUCGGGGACAGAAUCCUAGAAAUCAAUGGGACGCCUAUUCACAAUGUUCCUUUGGAUGAGAUCGACCUGCUCAUUCAGGAGACGAGUCGGCUUCUCCAGCUCACCAUCGAACACGACCCUCACAGUCGGGUGCAAGAGGCCAGCCCUUCCGAUGUUGGCGAGCAGGUGGACGGACCCCUAUCUCCGCCAUUGUCUGGGGGGCUCUGUUCCACUCUCCCCAUUCUGCCUAUCACACAACCACCUAACCCCGACAUCAGUAAUCUGAAAUCACGCCUUGUCACGCGGAGCUACAGCAUUGAUAAGUCGCCAAGCUCCAGUAAAGCUACGUCCCCUAUCUCACCGAGAAAAGACAUCAAUCGCUCCGAAUCGCUUCGGGUCGUCUCCAAUCGGACUCACCGCAUCUUUCGCCCCUCUGACCUCAUCCAUGGAGAAGUGCUUGGAAAAGGCUGCUUCGGACAGGCCAUCAAGGUGACCCACAGGGAGACUGGAGAGGUAAUGGUGAUGAAAGAACUGAUUCGCUUUGACGACGAGACGCAAAGAACAUUCCUGAAAGAGGUGAAGGUCAUGCGUUGCUUGGAUCACCCCAAUGUGCUCAAGUUCAUUGGCGUCCUCUACAAAGACAAGCGACUGAAUUUCAUUGCAGAGUACAUAAAGGGAGGCACAUUAAGGGACAUCAUCAAGAAAAUGGAUAGCAACUAUCCUUGGAACCAGCGUGUCAGUUUUGCCAAGGACAUAGCUGCUGGGAUGUCGUAUCUGCAUUCCAUGAACAUCAUCCACCGAGACCUGAACUCUCACAACUGUCUUGUCCGGGAGAACAACACAGUUGUGGUGGCAGAUUUUGGGUUGGCGAGGCUUAUGGUAGACGACAAACUCGAAGAGAAGUUUUCGCAGGGUAAACUGCCAGGUUUGAAGAAGCCCGAUCGUAGGAAGAGGUACACGGUGGUGGGGAACCCCUAUUGGAUGGCUCCUGAAAUGAUCCACGGAAAGAGUUAUGACGAGAGGGUGGACAUUUUCUCAUUUGGGAUUAUGCUAUGCGAGAUCAUUGGCCGGGUCAAUGCUGACCCAGACUACCUCCCCAGGGCGGUGGACUUUGGAUUGAACGUGUCGGGCUUCCUUGAGCACUACUGUCCCCCUGAUUGUCCUACGGCAUUCUUCCCUAUUGCUGCUAUGUGCUGUGACCUUGACGCUGAUAAACGCCCGGCUUUCUCCAAACUGGAGGAAUGGUUGGAGAACUUGAAGAUGCACCUGGACAUGGGUCUCCCUCUCGUGUCUGAAGUGGAGCAGCUCCACAAGGCCUUCUGGGAGAACAAUAUCGUCACGAGGCCUGAGAAUGGCCUACACAUCCACCCUGAACAGCCAGAGUGA